AUGAAUUUCAAGUUUCCCGAGUGCUCUCCCCUGACGAUGAGCCUACAGGAGUUGGUGCUCAACAGCCCGGCCCAGUGGAGGCGUCAGUCAGGACAGUCCGACGACUCGGAAUCCAAGGACAGCGGGAUCGAGUCCCCUUUUCCACAGCAGUCAGGUGGUCAAGGUGACAGGUCGUCCCGCCGGUGCCUGUUCGGAGCCGACAGUCAGCUCACCCCACCAUCCAAGGGAAAGCGCAGCAGAUUAGAAGAUGGGGAAGGCAGCGCAUCCAAGAGACACAGAAAUGCUCGACACGGACCGAUGUUCCUGUCCCCGCAACCAGAGAAAGAAAACCGUCAUUGCAACCCACUCACUGAACGCGUGAAGAGAGCUGUUGACAAACUGGAGAUUAAGGGAGACCUCAUCGGGGACGGUAGCCAGAAUCACGUGCUGCCCACUGUUCAGGACGGAAAGCAUCAGGACCUCAAGUGCAUCACUCCUUCCACCAUGUGCGGGCUGUUGAACGGUGACUACCGUGACGUCAUCUCCUCGUACCGCGUCAUCGACUGCCGCUACCCGUACGAAUUUGAAGGCGGUCAUAUCAAGGGCGCUGAGAACAUGUACAUCGAAUGUGAUGUUGAGAAGCUUGUGAAGGAACAUCGUCACAACUCUACCGGCAGACACAUCCUCGUCUUCCACUGCGAGUUUUCCUCCAACAGAGCACCCAAGAUGAUCCGUCACUUGCGAGGUCUUGACCGGAAGCUGAAUGCUGACUGCUACCCUUCCUGUUCUACCCGGAAGUCUACCUCUUGUCUGGCGGCUAUAAGGCAUUCUACAACACCAGCAUUGCCAGGGUGCACUCACUGUGAGCCCGACGGCUACAAGCCCAUGCACCAUGAGGCACACGCUGCAGAUCUACGUCACUUCCGGGUAAAAUCCAAGUCGUGGAGCGCCGGAGAGAGCCGUGGUCGAGUGAGGCGGUCGUUGAUGUCCAGUUCUCCAUCCUUCAUGAACAGUGCCAAGUGUCUCAGUGGUUCUCCAGGAACAGUGCCAAGUGUCUCAGUGGUUCGCCAGGAACAGUGCCAAGUCUCUCAGUGGUUCGCCAGGAACAGUGCCAAGUCUCUCAGUGGGUUUCCAGGAACAGUGCCAAACUCUUCCGAGGUUCUCCAUGACUAG
Messenger RNA from Haliotis rubra (blacklip abalone), 1152 nucleotides. RefSeq names its product M-phase inducer phosphatase 1-like. The transcript is spliced from 10 exons. Gene Ontology annotation, biological process: protein dephosphorylation; positive regulation of G2/M transition of mitotic cell cycle; positive regulation of G2/MI transition of meiotic cell cycle. The coding region runs from base 1 to 1152 and encodes 383 amino acids. The record is from RefSeq and is a predicted model, not a curated record. Gene Ontology annotation, molecular function: protein tyrosine phosphatase activity. NCBI's taxonomy places the organism in Eukaryota, Metazoa, Mollusca, Gastropoda, Lepetellida, Haliotidae. Gene Ontology annotation, cellular component: cytoplasm; nucleus.